This is a messenger RNA of Punica granatum (pomegranate), 1416 nucleotides long. NCBI's taxonomy places the organism in Eukaryota, Viridiplantae, Streptophyta, Magnoliopsida, Myrtales, Lythraceae. The record is from RefSeq and is a predicted model, not a curated record.
UCUACCAGUAGUUCCUUCUCCUCUGUACUUUCACCCUGCAGAAAAGAAAAGGGACAUUGUUAACAAAGAAAAAUGCCUCGAGAGCUUAUAAGCUCGGGAUUGCUUCAAGCUGCGGGCGCUUCCAGCUCGUACUACCAUGACAGCUUCGACAACAAUGGAGGGGGAGAAGCUGGAGGAGGCUCCUCCUCACAGCAAGCCCUCUCCGAUCUCUCCAGCUCUCAUUCUCAAGGCUCCUUCGGCUAUGACCAUGAGUACCACAAGCCUCCACUGUCGCUCGACAAAGAAGACAACUUGGAAAAGAAGAAAACAACCAACAUCGUCGUCAUGGACAAUAUUAACGACAGCAACAUCAACAACUUUCUUCAUCGUGGGAUAUUAAUCAAUCGCAGCGAUAUAGGGUUCCGAGCUGACUCUGUGAUAAAUUUCAAGAACGGCAGUAGCGGGUCCGCAAGCUUCAUGAACGGGACUGGAUCUCUCCUUAGCUUUGAACAAAGCCAUCAGAUGCGGACUAAUCAUCAGAAGGAUACUAUUAAUGACGACUCUUUUAUCUGGAAAGAUGAUCCUAACAAUAUCCCUAGCUGUUAUGGUGCUGAUUCCAAGGGUAGCCCCAGCUCUCGCCUCCUCGAUGAACUGAAUAACUGUAGUUACCACCAGCCAGGGAGCAGCUCCUAUGGUUGGUUGUACUCAGAUGCGGCAGUCAUAGCUGCAGACAGAAUUCAGGAGACCGGGACACAGGGAAGUGCACUUCUUAAGCGUCCGUACAUGGGAGAUGAGAGCGCGCCAGCAGCACAGCCAUCAAAGAAGCCAUGCACCAAUGCAGCCAAGAGCUCGUCAUCAAAACCUAAGCCUGCUUCAUCAAAGGACCCACAGAGCAUCGCAGCUAAGAAUCGGAGGGAGCGGAUCAGCGAGCGGCUUAAGAUUCUGCAAGAGCUCGUCCCAAAUGGUCCUAAAGUUGAUCUGGUAACCAUGUUAGAGAAAGCUAUAAGCUACGUCAAGUUUCUUCAGUUGCAAGUCAAGGUAUUGGCAACCGAUGAGUUUUGGCCAGCGCAAGGAGGGAAAGCUCCCGAUAUUUCACAAGUAAAGGAAGCCAUUGAUGCAAUCCUCGCAUCUCAAAGAGAGAGAACUUCAAGCUCAAAGUGAUAUAAAUUAUAUAGAUAAUGUACUUCGAGAUAAUUAAUAUUAAUAUGUACGUAGUUGCUAGAGCUCUAGCUAGCAAGCAAGGAAUAAUCAGAUAUAUUAAUUUAAUCCUAGCAGCUGGAAACAAUGGCAAAAUCCUACUUUGAUCAUAAUAGCUAGAGGAAAACAAGGAAGUUCGUUCUCUUCCGUAAGUAAGUAGGCGGUGAUGAACUUGGGAGAUCAAUAACAAAUCUCUUUUUCCUUCCUCCAUCAACUUAUCCCAGUCAUAUUUGUACGUUU